Messenger RNA from Striga asiatica, 396 nucleotides. The record is from the annotation of a GenBank genome assembly. Lineage: Eukaryota; Viridiplantae; Streptophyta; Magnoliopsida; Lamiales; Orobanchaceae.
AUGGACAGAGCCAAACCCGCCGGAAUAAAACAAGGCACCCGCCGACCACAACCAAAAGAAAACCGAGACAAAUUGGCAUCCGAAGAAGGCAGCCAACACAACUCACCUCUUACAGUCACCAAAACUCCGGCAGAACAGAACCGUAUCAAUCGACGGCGAGAUAGCCACAAGAACCAAUCGAGCCUUGAAACACCGAGCCCAUCAGUCCGACCACGGCGACCCGACCUCACCCCCUCUCCAGCCACCGUCUUCCGUCCAGCCCACUCUCGUCGAAGCACCCGAAGGAAGGGCGCAGAAAGGGGAUCUGCAAACCCUAGGCGCAUCUUUCGGCGGAGUGCUGAAGUGGAGAGACGAGGCCAAAUCGAGGGUGAGCGGCGAAGCACGUUCUCCGGCUAA